AUGUCAUCCUUCGUGCGCUUCCUCGUGGCUACCACCCUCCUCGUCAACGCCUCUGCUUUCCCUUUGCACGUCCGCGACGCCAUGGAAUGGAACUUCGAUCUCUUCCCGACCGCGCGAUGCAACGGCACCGGCAAUGCACACACCGGCUCAGGCAGCACCGGCUGUCGCGCAAACCUACCCACCGAAGCCGCAGCGUACAGACUGAACUCCAUCGCUGAUGGCUGUCGCAUCCAGCUCUUUGACAACACCAUGUGCGACGAGUCCGAGAUGUCCAUCGUCCCUGGCCCUUUGACUACCGCCGACACUUGUCGCUUUCCUGGCUCGGGGCACCGGUACGGUUCUUACCAGGUUACUUGUGACGCGUAG
Penicillium cinerascens is the source of this 366-nucleotide messenger RNA. RefSeq lists its product as uncharacterized. The coding region runs from base 1 to 366 and encodes 121 amino acids. The transcript has a single exon. The record is from RefSeq and is a predicted model, not a curated record. Lineage: Eukaryota; Fungi; Ascomycota; Eurotiomycetes; Eurotiales; Aspergillaceae.